UCUCUGCCGCACAUCAAAAGGGCCCUUCUACUGUCCAAGUCGCCGGGAAGUGUCAAUCUUUCUUGUCGUCCCUACCGAGGAGCAGACCACUUUAUUUUUCUUUGUAUCAGCGCCCCUUUUCAGCGUCCUCAUUUACGCGUUGACCCCUGUAAACAAUGCCUCCCAAACGCAAGACCCAGGUUGCCGUAGAAGAGCCAUAUCCCUACGAGUUCUUCGGGCCACCAGGAGCACUAGCCGUCUCUUUAGGCCUCCCGCUCGUCUGCUAUGUACUUGCAUUCUCCUGCAAUGGCGUCUCUGGAUGCCCCGCCCCUGCUCUUCUGCAUCCGUCAACUUUGACUUUGGAGACAUUGAAGCAACAGGUCGCCUGGCCGGGCUUCUCAGGUCUGCUCAACACCAAGACUGUCAUCGCUACGUUUGGGUACUACUUGCUCAACCUCACCCUCUAUGCAUUGCUCCCGGCCUCUGAGGUCGACGGGACCGAGCUGGUGUCAGGAGGACGUCUCAAGUAUCGCUUCAAUGCCUUCUCCUCGUCCAUCUUUGUCAUGGUCAUUUUGGCAGCGGGCACUGUCGUUGAGGGCGCAGAUUUCGCCGUCUGGACUUUCAUCUCCGAAAACUACAUCCAGCUCCUCACCACCAAUGUCUUGAUAGCGUUCUUCCUCGCGGUAUAUGUCUACGUCGCCUCUUUCUCUGUCCGCAUGCCUAACAAGGAUAUGCGCGAACUUGCAGAAGCCGGCCACAGUGGCAACAUCAUCUACGACUGGUUCAAGGGCCGCGAGCUCAAUCCUCGCAUCACUCUUCCUCUAUUUGGCGAGGUCGAUAUCAAGUCCUUCAUGGAACUUCGGCCGGGGCUACUUGGCUGGAUCAUUCUCGACUGCGCCUUCAUUGCCCAGCAAUACCGCACGUUCGGCUACAUCACCGACAGUAUCUUGUUCGUCACCUUUGCUCAGGCGUUAUAUGUUUUCGACUCCUUCUACAUGGAGGCAGCUAUCUUGACCACCAUGGAUAUCACCACCGACGGCUUCGGCUUCAUGCUGUCAUUCGGCGACCUGGCCUGGCUCCCAUUCACCUACUCGGUGCAGACCCGUUAUCUCGCACACUACCCUCUCGAGCUUGGCUGGUGGCUCGGUCCUAUUCUGGCCGUACAAGGUCUCGGUUACGUCAUGUUCCGCUCCGUCAACAAUGAGAAGAAUCGUUUCCGAACCAACCCCAAGGACCCCAAAAUCAGCCAUCUGAAGUACAUCCAGACCGAGGUCGGCUCCAAACUGCUGAUUACGGGUUGGUGGGGCCGUGCACGCCACAUCAACUAUCUCGCUGACUGGUUCAUGAGCUGGGCGUUCGUACUUCCAACGGGCAUUGCUGGCUACGUUAUUAAGAGUGCAUUGAAAGAACCGAUCACAGCGACCCAAUCGACUGCUAUUUUCGACCGCCAAAUUACUGGAAGAUAUAGGGUUCAAGCUGAUGCCGAGGGCUGGGGCAUGCUGAUCAGUUACUUCUUCAUCUUGUACUUCGCCGUCUUGCUGAUUCACCGGGAAAGGAGGGACGACGAAAAGUGCAGGAGGAAAUACGGAAAGGAUUGGGAGAAGUACUGCGAGAUUGUGCCGUACAGGAUCGUUCCUGGUAUCUACUAGCUGUGGACCAACUCCUCGCCGUCAGGCGUGUAUUAUAAGUAUGUGUAAUAUUCACCAGGUGGAGAAAGCCCAUCACAGUCGGAGAGUAAUGAGGAGGUAGUAGUUUGAAUAAAUCUGAUAAUGUCAGGAUGAGAACUGGGUUCUCGGUGAGCGCACUUGAUAUCAACAGCCUUUUCAUCCUUGAAGCUGUUCGACUACUCUUGGUACUAAAAUAUGACGUAUGUCUAAAACCGCGAUCGUCGUCCACAA
Molecule: messenger RNA, 1877 nt
Organism: Mytilinidion resinicola
Lineage: Eukaryota; Fungi; Ascomycota; Dothideomycetes; Mytilinidiales; Mytilinidiaceae
Product: ERG4/ERG24 ergosterol biosynthesis protein
Exons: 3
Coding region: 156-1628 (490 amino acids)
Biological process (GO): ergosterol biosynthetic process
Cellular component (GO): endoplasmic reticulum membrane
Molecular function (GO): Delta14-sterol reductase activity
Source: RefSeq, a predicted model, not a curated record